AUGGUGUUCGAUACCGAGAAGAACACCAAGGGUUUGGAAGGAUCAACCUUCGAUGUGCUCCAGGUCGAUGCAUUCUACAAUACGCGUCCAUGGACGAUCCUAUCAUACAUGUGGGUAUGGAUUCUUCUCAUGCUAAAACUCGCCAUCUUGGGUGGUGAUACCUAUACGUGUAUCAGUCUUUUGGCAUUCAACCGAUGGUCUUCGCUGGAGUACACCGUGUAUGAAUAUAAGAUCGCCAAGUGGAUCUUCACGGGCUGUAUUCUUUUCCGUAUUGUGCUUCUUGUCUACCAAAUCUCCUGGGCUAUCCAUGUUUUCCGCACUCGCAAUAUUGCAUUGGCGUACUUGAACAACUAUGCUCGAAUGAUGUAUGCGAUCAGGAGUUACAAAUACCAAUGUCUCUUCCACCAAAUUGAUCUGGAAGGCUUUUUCGAAUGGGCCUGCUUUUUCGUGUACAGUCAGCUUGACGACGCGCUAGAAACAUUGGUCGCCGACUUGCCUAGACAAGUCAUCAACUUUAUGACACUACGCUUCUACGCGACGGGAGGAGACCGCAAUAAUGCUAUUCUCACCAAUAUCCAGGUUAUAGCCGAGACAAACGUGCGUUUGGCGGUGGUUUUGUCGAUCCAAUUGGCCUCAUUGGCCAUCUUUCUCUUCUUCUUCUUCCAGUUUGUCUUUGCCAUGAUCCUUUUCAUUCCUAUCAAGGUCAAGGUUUCGCACAAGGGUUUCCGUCUGUUAAAGGAUAUUUGCUACUUUUACGUCAAUAAUAACGUCCGUUACUUGGUGAAGAAGAACCACAAGUCGAAGAAGCAACUCGUGGCAGAAGGUAUCAUGGACUACGACGAAAUACGUCAAAACCCACUCUUGGCUUCGGAGUCUACUCUAGACUUCAACAAUUUGAGCAACCCCUUCGCCCGCACCUAUUCUGGACUCGACCUGUCCAAUGCCUCUUUCGCCAUGAGCGAUAUGUCUUCCAAGGGCGGAGAAAAGGACUAUCAAAGACUACCUCCUCCUCGAACUUACACCGCUUCAAGCUUGAGACAUGAGGUCUCUUCUCAAGCAGCAGAAGACAAUCCGUUCGUGGAUCCAUCCAAUCUCUCAUCUCGAAGGUCGGCUUCUGAUCUAACAGAAAUGCUGGCUUUUCCACCUGCAUCCGUUCGCCCGCCCCCACGAACUCAAACGAUGGAAAGUGUCGGUUCGUACCAGUACAACCGUACAUUUAGUGAAAAUUCUGUGUACAUGAACAACCAGCCUUCCAUGGAACGUCUAGUCAAUGACGAGGAAAGAGUACAUCCUCAUAGAACAGUAUCCGACGAUUUAGCAUCUAUACCCGCUAGCACGUAUUCUUCGCGUACUGCGGCUAGACGCCCUCCUCCUAUUCCUUUUGUUUCGGAGCUUGCGCCCAUGUCAAGGAGAGAAAGCCACGAUGAUCAUACACAGACCAGCACCCUGAUUGAUUCCGACAAGUCUGGAUCUGAUCUGGAAAAUGAUCAGGUAGGAUCACCAUAUCCGGUCACUGAGGAUAUUGCAGACACAACACCGUAUCCGGUACGUGGAGUGUCACAGUACUUUCCUCAAGGGUACACGGGGCGCCUGAGCCAAUCUUAA
Molecule: messenger RNA, 1605 nt
Organism: Australozyma saopauloensis
Lineage: Eukaryota; Fungi; Ascomycota; Pichiomycetes; Serinales; Metschnikowiaceae
Gene: KCH1
Product: Kch1p
Exons: 1
Coding region: 1-1605 (534 amino acids)
Biological process (GO): potassium ion transmembrane transport
Cellular component (GO): plasma membrane
Molecular function (GO): potassium ion transmembrane transporter activity
Source: RefSeq, a predicted model, not a curated record